Messenger RNA from Theobroma cacao (cacao), 1121 nucleotides. RefSeq lists its product as uncharacterized. The record is from RefSeq and is a predicted model, not a curated record. Lineage: Eukaryota; Viridiplantae; Streptophyta; Magnoliopsida; Malvales; Malvaceae.
AAUGAGCAGCAGCCCUGGAUGCCCAAAGAAUAUUGGCUAAGCCUAAUCCAUCCCUUGUCCUUUGAAAAUAGCCGACCAAAAUCAUUGUCUCGUCGGGAGGCAAAAAUUGCAUGCCAUAAUGGCAUAUUGGAAAUAAUUUGGAACCCACAAGGGUGAAUAAAUGCCUUGACAACUAUAUCAACCCCCAUCCUCUUUAAGCUACCAUACCCUUCAGCAUCUUUCUCAACAGGCACAAGCUGAGGAGUUUCAGAGUUUGAUCUAGUUGUAGAAAGAAGAAAAAAUGUCUCUGGUCACCGAUGAGAUCAAAGCCAGUGCGUCUGAAAUUUACCAUGGAGAUGAGAUCUGUCAAGAGAAAUCCAAGUUUUUGCUCGAGGAAGUUGGCAUGCCCAGGGGGCUUUUGCCCCUGAGAGACAUUGAAGAAUGUGGGUAUGUGAAGGACACUGGGUUUGUGUGGCUCAAACAGAAGAAGAGCAUAACCCACAAGUUUGAAAAGAUUGGGAAGCUUGUUUCCUAUGCACCCGAAGUCACUGCUGUUGUCGAGCAAAGCAAGAUCAAGAAGCUGACUGGGGUAAAGACCAAGGAGCUUUUGCUCUGGAUCACACUCAGUGAUAUCUAUGUUGAUGAUCCACCCACUGGCAAAAUCACUUUUAAGACUCCUGCAGGGCUGUCCAGAUCUUUCCCUGUAUCAGCUUUUGAGAUUGAAGGUGAAGUCAAGGAUGCCAAGGAGAAGAAGAAGGAAGAAAAGGAUGUGAAUGAAGCUUUGGAGGUGAAGGAGGUCUAGAUUACUUUCGAUUUCAAUAGGACAAAGUGGUUCAUCUGUGACUGUGGGUUCAUGAUUACUCUUGUCCCCUUUUUUUCUGGAUGUGCUGUCUUUUACCUAGUUUCUUUUCGCUAAAUAUUAGUAGUAGCAAUAAAGAAAAAUUGUUUACAAUUUCAGAAUACCAAUGUUGCAUUUCCAUUGGUUGCAUGAUACUACUACUCCCACCAUUUUUAUCGGAUAGGUACCUGAGAAGCCUAAUGUUGCAUUGUUGCUUCAACCUGUUGGAAGGCACCAAUGGUUUUUUUUUAGGUGAAAAAAUGUACUCUGUUUUUUUACUAGAGGCCUAUGUUUCUUCCUUGUU